CAUUAUUGCUAUAGAGGAAAUCUCAAUAGCCAACGUCACUUUAUCAACCGGAUCACUAUAUAUAAAUGCUAGAAACCGUGCUAGAAACGGAACGAAUGGGAAUGAAAAUUUGCUAUACACCACUCAGCAAUUUUCCUGUCUCACGCGGUGGCUCUCUCGAAACAACACCCGGCAACCUUAUAGGUUAUGCGCUCACGUCCACUUGUGUUUUUCGAAGGAAAAUUCGCUGAUUCGUAUAACGAAAAUGAGAAAAACGAAUUUUGUAACGAAUGUUCAACUGAUAUUUUCAACCGGGAUGAUUGAAAUCUUUGCACGAUAGUACUUAUUGACAAAUAUACUUUUGGAAUAUAAUCAAGUUUUGAUUUCUCAUUCGUCAUGGAGGAACAAACCUGUCCUCGUUGCAAGACAACGAAAUAUAGAAACCCAUCCCUGAAGUUGAUGGUCAAUGUAUGCGGUCACAGUUUGUGCGAAAGUUGUGUAGAUCUUCUCUUCUUGAAAGGUUCCGGUGCAUGUCCAGAAUGCCAGAUACCAUUGCGCCGAACAAAUUUUCGAGUACAGAUGUUCGAAGACUCGAUGGUGGAGAAAGAGGUCGAUAUUCGAAAGCGAGUACUGCGCGAUUUCAACAAAAAGGAAGAAGAUUUCGAGAAUUUGAGAGCCUACAACGAUUACCUCGAGGAAGUUGAAACGAUAGUUUACAAUUUGGCAAAUAACAUUGACGUGGUAGAAACAAACAAAAGAAUAGAGCAGUACAAGCGUGACAAUAAGGAUCAGAUAUUGAAGAACAAAACGCGAUUAGGUAGAAAAGAGCACGAGCUCGAGGAGCUUCUAGAGCUUGAGAAACAACGAGAAGAAGAAAGGAGAGUGGAGCUGGUGAGAGAAGAGAUCGAAACGAAGAGAAAGAAGAUUCGUGACAAGGAGGCUCUGAUCGACGAGCUCAUGUUCUCCGAGGGCAAUGCCAAAAACAUUGUUGAAACGUUUGCAUCUUCGAUGCAAGCUUCCAAAGAAAAAGCGAAAACUCCGGCUGCACCAAAAGCCACGCAAUUCAGUACCGGAAUAAAAUUCGGUAAAGGAUCUCAGAAUUAUAUGCCUCUUCCCAAAAUCGACGAAGGACCAACUUACGUUUACGAGCCGAUCGAACAAGAAAUCGAAGGACCUUCACCGCCCAGCUGGAACGAUAUACAAACACGCGGUUAUAUAUCCCAUGUUCGUGCCGAGACUGUUGGAGAGCGAGCAAGUGGUUUCAGAGCUAAUAUCGCUUGUCUUCGAGCCUUGAAAGACGCAAUGGCUGGCCUGUACCACAAUCCUACUCACCGGCAGCAGCUCGAACCCAUGUCCAUAUGACCUUACGAUUGGCACUGAAUUAUUCUUGGUUUUUCUCAACGACGGAUUUUCACUGUGAAAUUUUCAGUUCAAAUGAUUCCCUGCGAAUGGAACGAUUCCCGUUUGCAAGGUUCGAAUGACAAAACAAUUUUUGUCCUUUUAGUUUUUUUUUUAAUUUUCUGCCCUUCUUUGCGUAAUAUUGCUUGUGGAUUUCUGAAAAGAACUGACGAAAAGUUAGAUCGUCUUUACAGUCCGAAUCUGCACUCAAAUUUUCCCUAAUAUAAUGAAAUUUGUUUUUAUUACGUAGAUGUAAAAAAAUGCAUUUUUUUCCGUCUCAUUCAGUUGAGUCAAGUUUUUUUUGGGGGUUAAAUGUCGGAAUCCGUGCCAGACUAAGAAAAUUCCAUUAACUGAAAAUGGAGGAAUUGUGUGGAAAAAUUAUAAUUCUUCCAUUCCGACGAUUCUGAUUUUUCUAGUAUCGUUGAUUUGUUUAUUUUUUUUUUAUUUAUUUUCCAAUGUGGCCACACACUCAUCCACGAAAUUUUGCAACGGGACAUUUCCUACUGGCUUGAGGAACAAAGAUGUACAAAAUACCGAGUGUAGUUUUAAGAGUACAAUAUUUUCGGAGCUGUGUAAAUAAUAGUAUCAUUAGGUUUGCUGCCGGCUCGGCCAUUGUUGUUUUAUUCUCUUUCAACAGUUAAAAGAUUGGCCGAUUCAACUAAUAACAUUUAUAUAAUCGGCUGGAAAACUCAUCAGUGUAUAAAUACUUCGUAAUAAAACUCAACGAGUUUUGUAUUGUU
Venturia canescens is the source of this 2117-nucleotide messenger RNA. RefSeq names its product CDK-activating kinase assembly factor (gene Mat1). Gene Ontology annotation, biological process: nucleotide-excision repair; regulation of transcription by RNA polymerase II; positive regulation of cyclin-dependent protein serine/threonine kinase activity. The record is from RefSeq and is a predicted model, not a curated record. Bases 376 to 1341 code for a protein of 321 amino acids. Lineage: Eukaryota; Metazoa; Arthropoda; Insecta; Hymenoptera; Ichneumonidae. Gene Ontology annotation, molecular function: cyclin-dependent protein serine/threonine kinase activator activity. Gene Ontology annotation, cellular component: transcription factor TFIIH holo complex. The transcript has 3 exons.